AUGGCUGAAGACUCUGAAAACCAGUCCAUCACUAGUGAGGACCUCCAAAAACUCAUGUUGGAGGAAAUCAAUGACCCAAUGGUGGCUCAAGUUGAGGCAAAAAUGCAAGCUCGGAUUGAAGCUAAACUUCAAGCACGGUCAGGCAGCAGCGUCAACUCGCGAAGGUACAUUAAUAGGGAUCAUGAAGCUGGCCAUGCAAAAUUAGUUGUUGAAUACUUUGCUGAGAAUCCUUUGUACACUGAGUACCAAUUUCGUAGAAGGUUUCGGAUGAGAAAGCACAUAUUUUUGCAAAUUGUGAACGCAUUAGAAAAUUGGUCCCCGUAUUUUCAGUUAAGGAGAGAUGCAUUUGGUAAGGUGGGUCUUUCACCGCUGCAGAAAUGCACGGCUGCCCUCCGAAUGUUAGCUUAUGGAUCACCAGCAGACCUUAUGGAUGAAGCAUUUGGAAUUGCUGAAACUACAGCUUUAGAGUGUCUAAUCAAGUUUGUUCAAGGUAUUAGACACAUAUAUGGGGAGAAAUAUCUUAGAAGACCUAAUGAUGAGGAUAUCCAACGGUUACUCCAAGUUGGAGAGGCACGAGGGUUUCCAGGGAUGUUGGGAAGUCUAGAUUGCAUGCAUUGGCGAUGGGGAAAUUGCCCAGUUGCAUGGAAGGGACAAUUUACCCGUGGUGACUACAAGGUACCCACUAUCAUGCUCGAAGUUGUUGCCUCCUAUGACCGCUGGAUUUGGCAUGCCUUUUUUGGCACACCUGGUUCCAACAAUGAUCUAAAUGUGUUGAACCAAUCUCCAUUGUUCACACAAGUGCUACAAGGGAGAGCCCCAGAAGUUAAAUUUACAAUUAAUGGUUCAGAGUACAAUAUGGGUUACUACCUAGCUGAUGGAAUUUAUCCUGAGUGGGCAACAUUUGUGAAAACAAUUACUUUACCUCUAACUGAAAAGGACUCACUCUUUGCUCAGCAUCAAGAGGCAGGAAGAAAAGAUGUGGAGUGUGCUUUUGGGAUUCUACAAAAACGAUGGGCCAUUAUACGUCAUCCAGCACGUCUAUGGGAUAGGCAAGAGCUAGAAGAUAUUAUGAUGGCAUGUAUUAUUCUGCAUAAUAUGAUAGUUGAGGAUGAGAGGGACUCCUAUCAGUUGCAUCUAGACACCACAUAUGAAGAGGGUCGAGCUACCCGACCAAUUGAAGGACUAGACCAUGGACCAAUUAAUGGAUUUACUAGAAUUCUAGAGAUCAAUGAUAUGAUUCAUGACAGAGAGACUCAUAAACGACUGCGCGCAGAUCUAGUGUAA
Messenger RNA from Sorghum bicolor (sorghum), 1284 nucleotides. Its product is annotated as protein ALP1-like. The record is from RefSeq and is a predicted model, not a curated record. Lineage: Eukaryota; Viridiplantae; Streptophyta; Magnoliopsida; Poales; Poaceae. The coding region runs from base 1 to 1284 and encodes 427 amino acids. The transcript has a single exon.